CUUAAUAUCAUUAGGUCAACUAAUGCAACCACUAUGCAGCUGCAAAAACCUCUCUAUUAAAGACACAACUUAGAGAGACAACUAAGAGAGAGAGAGAGAGGGAGAGAUGGGAGCAGUUGGUACAAUUCUAGUGCUUUGCUCAAUGGUCAUCAUGAUAGCCAUGCCGAUGGUUCAUGGCAUCGAUGAAUCACCUCAAGCUGUGGAAAAAUGGUUCGAAGAGCUGGGCCAAAUGAAAGAAAAGGUAACAAAGUUUCACUUCUAUUUGCACGACACUGUGAAUGGUACCGGCAUAACUUCCGUUAUAGUGGCCCAGCCCAACCCUAAGUUACCCAACCAAUUUGGGCAAAUUAACGUGCUUGAUGACCCAUUGACAAUUGGGCCCGGGCUCAACUCCACGAUACUAGGCCGAGCCCAGGGGAUUUAUUUAGGGGCUGCGCUACCCGAAGUUGAUUUCCUAAUAAGCUGGAGCUUUGUCUUCACGAGUGGGGAGUAUAACGGUAGCACUCUCAGCGUUUUAUCCCGAGACUCGCAACUACAAAAGUAUCGUGAAUUGCCCAUUGUCGGAGGCUCUGGUGUUUUCCGGCUAGCACGAGGAAUUGCCACCGCGCAAACGUAUUCAUUCAAUACGGCCACCCUUAAUGCAGUUAUUGAAUUUCACGUUAUUGUCAUCCACUAUUGAGAUCGAUGAUUGUUGGUUCAAUUAAACGUGCAUUAUUAUUGAUACGAAUAAGUCGCGUGCUCACUCUUUUUCUUGCAAUGGCAUUCUCUUGUGAUGUAGUAUUUCGACCUAAAAUUUGAGGAAUUAAUAUAAUAGCUUGUUUGUUA
Molecule: messenger RNA, 825 nt
Organism: Rhododendron vialii
Lineage: Eukaryota; Viridiplantae; Streptophyta; Magnoliopsida; Ericales; Ericaceae
Product: dirigent protein 22-like
Exons: 1
Coding region: 107-679 (190 amino acids)
Source: RefSeq, a predicted model, not a curated record